AUGAUUACUAUAAAACAACACAUAUGUCCCUUCCACACCCUCACCACCCUCUCCUCCAUCCCCAACCCACACCAACUCCGGCGCCUCCACCAACGGCCCAUCCCCCCCAUCCUCAUCCCGAUCCAACACCACCACCCCCUCCCCCACCAACCUCAACCUCCUCAUCGGCGCCACCCCCUUAUUAUACUCCCCCCCACUUCUCAACGAAUUUGUAUCCUCCUUCUACAACAGAUAAACUCUCCCAUCGACCGGGGCGCGGAACACCGACGAGGCGAUGACGCCGCCGAGGAGCUGGAGGCAGAUGAAGAGGGUGGUGAGGAGGGUGUAGGGGCCGACGAAGGAGGAGGUGGAGGUGGCGGCGCCGACGCAGCGGAGGCAGGUAGUGCUGGUGGUGGUGCGGGAGGAGGCUAA
Messenger RNA from Chaetomium globosum CBS 148.51, 411 nucleotides. RefSeq lists its product as uncharacterized. The transcript has a single exon. Bases 1 to 411 code for a protein of 136 amino acids. NCBI's taxonomy places the organism in Eukaryota, Fungi, Ascomycota, Sordariomycetes, Sordariales, Chaetomiaceae. The record is from RefSeq and is a predicted model, not a curated record.